AGAGAGAGAAAUAGAGAGAGAGAGGACGUUAAGAGAGGCUGAGAGAGGGAGAGAGACCAAAGAGAGAGAAACUACUGCCACAGACUGGGAGUAGUUUGUGCUAUUGGGACUGAAACAGACAAAUAUAGAAACAAAGGGGCAAGAAAGAGGUCAAGAGAAGAAAAAGGGGACAAGUUAACAGCCACUUGGCUUCAUCAUGCCAUUUUAAAUUUGGCUUUUGUCCAAGGAUUAACUGAAAGAAGAAAUUACCUUUGGGAUGUGAAGUGUUUUCGUAUAAACCAAGAGAGAAAAACAAGAGGGACCUGGAUCCUGCAGCCACCUGUGACUCAGCAGCUCUGAGGACCAGUUGCUCUUGACUACUGACUAAGGAUCAACUUGCUGAUCUUUUAAAUUCUAACUCAGCAUCAUCAUCUGACUCACCUGGCUUAACAAAUUUAGCAAAGCAGAGAAGUUGGGGGUAAAGUAACAAGGGGUGGGAGCUUUUCGUCAGUAGCAUCGACAGACGAAAUUUGCUAAGCGACUUCCGAGAAGCAACUUUCAAACCUCAACAAGUGGAAACCUCACAAGGAUUGACCAGUAGCUGUCAAAGCCUUGUUGCGGUGAAGAUGACAUUCGCCAUGCUGCGCACGGCGCCUCCCACAGGCCGCUUCUUGUACGGCGACAUCGCCCUCCUCUCCGAAGACGACGAUGAGAACGGGAGCGAGGGGUCAGGCUCCGAGGAGCGUACCACCAACUCCUCCAACUCUGCUGCCUUCCGCCUGUCCUCCUCGUCGCCAUCUGCCUUUCACAUCAAGAUGAACAGGAAGAGGAAGCUGUGCGCAGGAAUAGCGGGCCCAGGCGUAGAUGUAGGGACCAUGAUGGGGAGGCUUGGCCCCCCGGGGUCCCCUCCCCCUGGAGAGGGUCGCCAAAGGACCGCAGCCAACGCGCGGGAGAGAGAUCGCACCAAUUCUGUCAACACAGCAUUCACAGCGCUGCGCACACUCAUCCCCACUGAGCCUGCGGACAGGAAGCUGUCGAAGAUCGAGACGCUACGCUUGGCCAGCAGCUACAUCAGUCAUCUGGGGAACGUCUUGCUCCUGGGCGAGGGGCUUCAUGACGGACAGCCGUGCCACGCUCCCUCGCCACCGUUCUUCCACGUUAACUCCUCCCCCCCCAGAGGAUCUGACCAAUCAGCUCAGCCAAAGCACAUCUGUACUUUCUGCCUCAGCAACCAGAGGAAAAUGAACAAAGACAGAGACAGGAAGACGGCCAUCAGAAGUUAACAAUGAGGACACAAACCACACGGAUGAGAUGCUCGUCACUUUGAUGGGGCUUUCAGUGAUUUUACAAUUACUGCAACUUGAAGACUCAUCAGACUUGCGAUGCAUUUCAAAGACCUUUGAAGGACUUCUUUAGCACUUCCAGGACUUUUCAUGGAACUUUAUCAAACCUUUCUUCUUCUUUUUUUACUUUUUAUAUUGCUUUACAAGAACUUUUUUUUACUUUUUAGGGUGUUUUCAAAUAUGUUUGAGACACUUCUGAAAAGGUGAACAGUACUUUUAAAGGGCUUUCACAUGAUUAUCAAGACCAUGAAGAACCUUUCAACAACACUUAUAAGAGACUUUUUACUGUAUUGUUCAAAGACUCAGUGACUCUUUGUUCAGAGUCUAAGGAACUUAUGGCACAUGAUUGAAAAACACACAGAACUUAUGAAAGACAAAAUUUGUAUUCAUCAAAAGCUGUGUGUUAUUAAACUGAAAUAUAAAUGUAUAUUUAUGUGACAUAACAUUAUAUAAUGAAACUAUGUUAUUUAACCGGCAUUGACAUUCAUGACAAAUGAUGAAAGGUAUGAAGGUGCAUAACAUUGGCUAUUGACACAAUUUAUGGCAUCACAGAAAACAUGCUGGAACUUUUGUGGUAUUGGUUAUGUUUAAUAAUCCGUUCUGAAAAUGUCGCAAUGCUGGAAAAUAACUCAAGAUGACCAAUAAAUUGUUUGUAUAUCUGGGAGUUCAUUUUUCUGUUGGUGGUAUUUUGAGUCUAUUGUAUUCUCAAACGCUCCCCAGUU
Molecule: messenger RNA, 2044 nt
Organism: Larimichthys crocea (large yellow croaker)
Lineage: Eukaryota; Metazoa; Chordata; Actinopteri; Sciaenidae
Product: basic helix-loop-helix transcription factor scleraxis
Exons: 3
Coding region: 606-1262 (218 amino acids)
Biological process (GO): regulation of transcription by RNA polymerase II; developmental process
Molecular function (GO): protein dimerization activity; RNA polymerase II transcription regulatory region sequence-specific DNA binding; DNA-binding transcription factor activity, RNA polymerase II-specific
Source: RefSeq, a predicted model, not a curated record